AUGAAUAAUAAAAUAAGAAAAUCAAUUGAAAAUAAUAAUAAUAAUAAUGAUGAUGAUGAUGAUGAUAAUAAUAAAAAAUUAAAAAUUGAAAAAGAAGAAAAAGAAGAAAAAGAAGAAGAAAUAAAAAUAAUUAAUUCUUUUAUUUUAAAAUCACCAAUUGGAGCAUUAAAGAUAACAGCAGAUGAUAAAUCAUUACAUGGUAUAAGAUUAUACGAAAGUAAAAAUUUAGAUGAAGAAUGUAAAAAUAAAACAAAUAAUAAAAUUAUUUUACAAAUUAAUCAAGAAUUAGAUCAGUAUUUUAAUGGAAAACUACAAGAAUUUAAAACUCCUAUAAAUUUAGAAUUGGGUACUGAAUUUCAAAGAAAAGUUUGGACUCAUCUUAGAACCAUACCAUAUGGUUCAACUUUAUCUUAUUCAUCAGUUGCUACUCAAUUAGGACUUGAUAAGAAAUAUGCUCGUGCAAUUGCGACUAGCUGCCGAUUAAAUAUUUUCCUUUUGCUAGUUCCCUGUCACCGUAUUAUUUCUUCAAAUGGUAAGGUUAUUGGGUAUAGCGGUAAAAAAGGAAUAGAUAAACAAUUUAUUUUAUCAAAUAUUGAAAAAGCCAAUAUUAAAACUUAA
Molecule: messenger RNA, 618 nt
Organism: Dictyostelium discoideum AX4
Lineage: Eukaryota; Evosea; Eumycetozoa; Dictyosteliales; Dictyosteliaceae
Gene: mgmt
Product: methylated-DNA-[protein]-cysteine S-methyltransferase
Exons: 1
Coding region: 1-618 (205 amino acids)
Biological process (GO): DNA repair
Cellular component (GO): nucleus
Molecular function (GO): methylated-DNA-[protein]-cysteine S-methyltransferase activity; catalytic activity; methyltransferase activity
Source: RefSeq, a predicted model, not a curated record